Puma concolor (puma) is the source of this 1080-nucleotide messenger RNA. It is a transcript of the gene HPD, whose product is annotated as 4-hydroxyphenylpyruvate dioxygenase. NCBI's taxonomy places the organism in Eukaryota, Metazoa, Chordata, Mammalia, Carnivora, Felidae. Gene Ontology annotation, cellular component: Golgi membrane; endoplasmic reticulum membrane. Gene Ontology annotation, molecular function: 4-hydroxyphenylpyruvate dioxygenase activity. The record is from RefSeq and is a predicted model, not a curated record. Gene Ontology annotation, biological process: L-tyrosine catabolic process.
UUCUACUGUAACAAGAUGGGCUUUGAACCUCUGGCCUACAAGGGCCUGGAAACGGGUUCCCGGGAGGUGGUCAGCCACGUGAUCAAGCAAGGCAAGAUCGUGUUUGUCUUCUCCUCCGCCCUCAACCCCUGGAAUAAAGAGAUGGGCGACCACCUGGUAAAACACGGCGAUGGAGUGAAGGACAUCGCAUUUGAGGUGGAAGACUGUGACUACAUCGUGCAGAAAGCCCGGGAACGGGGCGCCAAAAUCGUGCGGGAGCCCUGGAUAGAGCAAGAUAAAUUCGGGAGGGUGAAAUUGGCUGUGCUGCAGACGUACGGGGACACGACACACACCCUGGUGGAAAAGAUGAACUAUACCGGCCGGUUCUUGCCUGGAUUCGAGGCCCCAGCAUUCGUGGACCCCCUACUUUCCAAGCUGCCCAGCUGCAGUCUGGAGAUUAUCGACCACAUUGUGGGAAACCAGCCUGAUCAGGAGAUGGAGUCUGCCUCAGACUGGUACCUGAAGAAUCUGCAGUUCCAUCGUUUCUGGUCUGUGGACGACACACAGGUGCACACAGAAUACAGCUCUCUGCGCUCAAUCGUGGUGGCCAAUUAUGAGGAGUCCAUCAAGAUGCCCAUUAAUGAGCCAGCACCGGGCAAGAAGAAGUCCCAGAUCCAGGAAUAUGUGGACUAUAAUGGGGGCCCUGGGGUACAGCACAUUGCUCUCAAGACCCAAGACAUCAUCACAGCGAUUCGCCACUUGAGAGAGAGAGGCAUGGAGUUCUUGGGUGUUCCAUCAACAUACUACAAACAACUGCGGGAGAAGCUCAAGUCUGCCAAGAUCCGAGUGAAAGAGAACAUUGAUGUCCUGGAGGAGCUGAAAAUCCUGGUAGACUACGAUGAGAAAGGCUACCUCUUGCAGAUCUUCACCAAGCCCGUGCAGGAUCGUCCCACGCUCUUCCUGGAAGUCAUCCAGCGCCACAACCACCAGGGUUUUGGAGCCGGCAACUUCAACUCACUGUUCAAGGCUUUCGAAGAGGAGCAGAACCUGCGGGGCAACCUUACCGACUUAGAAAACAACGGGAUAGUGCCGGGCAUGUAG